Molecule: messenger RNA, 2157 nt
Organism: Protopterus annectens (West African lungfish)
Lineage: Eukaryota; Metazoa; Chordata; Ceratodontiformes; Protopteridae
Gene: NHLRC4
Product: NHL repeat containing 4
Exons: 2
Coding region: 90-1178 (362 amino acids)
Biological process (GO): negative regulation of translation; proteasome-mediated ubiquitin-dependent protein catabolic process; protein polyubiquitination
Molecular function (GO): translation repressor activity; protein binding; ubiquitin protein ligase activity
Source: RefSeq, a predicted model, not a curated record
CAAAGAGAGAACCUUCAGUAAUACCUGCUUUUUACUUUUGAACUAAAGGAGAGUACAACAGGUCUGAGGUGCCACAGCUGUAAUUCAUAAUGGAUUACUCAUUAGAGGUCGCCAAACAGAAAGAGAUUCUCCUGAGAAGCAUUUAUAACCUUCAUGCAAAAUCUGAAGACAUGCUUCAGAAAACACGUCCACUUCUGCGAUUUCAACGAGGCAUAGGCAUGGUUACAAAACAACAUGUUCACCAGUUGACUCAGACCAUAGCUGAUAUGUGCCACAGCCUGGACAACAUUGAGAACCUUCUCUUCUUUCGACAGAAUAAUCUUGUCCAAACCAUCCAGAACUUUGGUGAGUGCCAGUCUGAAGGGAUCACUGGUAUUCACUGCUCACCUUCUGGCACUAUUUACACGACAAGCAGUUCUUCACCUUGGGUUAGAAUCCUGAAUUCUUCAGGACAGAUACACAGUUCUUUACUAUGCACUGAAUGGGGAAAAGCUAAGCAGUACUUUUUUCCAGAAGAUGUCACCUUGACUGGAGCAGGCCUGGUAGCAGUCACAGACCUUGUGAAUGGGGUUGUACGUAUUUUCAACCCAUAUGCUAAAUUUUCAAUGGGAGAGUGGCUCAACAUUGGAAAGAUGGUCUCACCAAGGGGGAUUGGUGUAAAUCCUUUUGGACAGUUAUUAGUUGCAGACUAUGUACCAGGAAAAAUCCAUGUUUUUGCAGUGAAUCGUGCCUUGAAACUUUUGCAUUCCCAUGCCAUUUCAGGAUUGUCAGGUCCCCGAUAUGUCUGCACAGAUCCUGAUGGAAAUAUAAUUGUAAGUGAAGAAUACACAGAUGUAAAAGUAUUUGGGAAGGACAAUAACAUGAUAUAUUCUCUAACUACAAAAUAUAGGCAUCAUUUUGGAAACCCAGCUGGGGUAUGUGCUGACUUGCAUGGAAAUAUCCUUGUGGCUGAUGAACAAAACAAACAGGUGUUCCUCUUUCCAAAACAAGGGUCUCCUGUGUGUUUAGUGUCAAAGGGACUUCAGAAACCCACUGGGGUGGCAUGCUCCCCCUAUGGCCUGCUCCUGGUAGUAGAUGCUGGUGAAUGCUGUAUUAAGGUCUAUAAAUACAAGGUCAUGCCUUACUACCAUCAUUUGAAAGGGACUUCCAUGACUGGUGUCAGCAAAAAUGGUAACUGAAAGUAGUCUUCUAAAUGUUUUCAUUCCAAAGACAAGGUUGUUAUGUUAUUUAUCCUGCAUUUGUUUAUUGUUUUUAAACCAAAAAUCUUUUGAAAAUAAUGAUAAGAACAUUCACAAAGAUCAAGGACAAACCUGUGUAGUAGACAUGCAAGUUCAAAGAAAGAGGAGAGGAGCAGUAAAACAAUCCACAGAAUUACAAGAUAAUAGAACACAGACGCAGCAUACUCCUUCCCAUAAAAGGAAUGACAACAUAAGCACAUCAUCAUCAUCAUCUUCGUCUUAAUGUCCGCAGAAAAUUAUAGUAGCACUAGUCUGGUAAAAGAUCCAUGCAAUAAUCAUUUCAGUGUUUCUUAAAUUACAGAAAAAGCAAAACAGUGGUAACUAUGCUUCUCAAACAUGGAUAGGACAAUAUUCUGGAAAUAAUUUCCAUUCCUACUGUACUAUAGUGAUACUACCCAGAAUUAUUUGUGAUACUGUGACUGUAAAGUAACAGAGAACAGUGACACUCUCUGCUGAUGAUCACCAACUGGCAUUGAUUACAGAUUUAAUAGAUGUUUAACAGCAUUGGUGGCUCUAUAAUGUAAGAUCAAAAGUUGAAAUAAAACUGAUUUUGUUAACUUUAUUUAUGCUCUGACUUAGGAAUGGGGUCAAUUCCUGACAUGGUAUUAAACAUGUAAAUACUUGGGAGAAGUUAAAUAUAGGAGACCAAGUAGAACAGUUAUAUUUAAUCAAAGUCAUUUUAUCUUUGGGUUUCACAGUACCAAGAAAAAUGCAAUUAAAAUGUAUUGCUAUAAUUGGUUACUUGGACUUUUAUAUCUUCUAUAUGAUUAGUGUUCAACCACUUUUAUACCCAGAACUUUUGUAUUACUUCAGGUAGUUAACAGCAGUGAUGCACAUCUCUUCGGCCACUGGCAGGUAAAUUACAUCAAAAGUGUCACAUAUUACACAUUUUUGGACAUGCACAUUAAAGAAAUCAGUU